AUGGACCCUGCCAUCACCACCGCUCUACACGAGUUCAAAGACGAUAUCCCCUUUCGAGCAGUGAGAAAUCAUACCCAGUCGACCUGGGCCCGUACCUUCCACUCCUCCCCCGAGCUAUAUGUCCAGCCUCAGUCGAUCCAAGAAGUCGAGAAGCUGGUGCACCUCGCGCGACGAUGCCGGCGUCGCCUGACAACCGUCGGAUGCGGGCAUUCGCCCUCAGACAUGACAUGCACCUCGUCGUGGCUUGUUAACCUCGACAAUUUCAAUCGGAUUUUGAACGUCGACAAGGAGAGCUGUGUGGUCGUCAUGCAGAGCGGCAUACGCCUCUUCACCGUGGGCGAGGAGCUGGACAAGCUUGGCCUGGCUAUGCCCAACCUGGGCAGCAUCAACCAGCAGAGCAUAGCUGGUGCCAUUUCCACGGGGACGCAUGGAAGUACGCUUCGCCAUGGCAUCUUGUCUCAGUCGAUCCUCUCUCUGAAGAUCACUUUGGCGAAUGGCAAGACGGAAACCUGCUCGCCAUCCCAAAACCCGGAUCUCUUUCGGGCAGCUCUCAUCUCCCUGGGAGCCUUGGGCAUCAUCGUCGAGAUCACUUUCCAAGCCGUGCCGGCAUUUACACUGGCCUGGCAACAGGUUGUCGACUCGGACCGGAAGAUGUUAGAUUCGUGGGAGAAGGAACUCUGGACACAGACCGAAUUCGUACGAGUAUGGUGGUUCCCAUACACCCGCCGCGCUGUAGUGUGGACCGCCGAAAAGACAGAAUUGGCUCCGCAGCCGCCCCCAAAGAGCUACUACGGUGACUGGCUCGGAUACACCGUCUACCACAACCUCCUCUACUUUUCACAAUAUGUGCCGUCAGCUCUCCCAUGGAUCGAAUGGUUUGUUUUUGGUAUGCAGUACGGCUUCGCCGCCGGCUCGAAGACCUGCGCCAUCCAGAAAUCGCGGGAAGCUCUCCUCAUGAACUGCCUGUACAGCCAGUUCGUCAAUGAGUGGGCGAUUCCCUUAAGUAAGGGUCCCGAAGCCCUCCGUCGUCUCAGCUCAUGGCUGAACCACCUCACGCCCUCGGACCAAGACUACGUCCCCCAUGGGAUUCCUUACUCCGCAGACGGCCUAUACGUGCACGCCCCCGUUGAAGUUCGUGUAACCGAGACCUCGAACUCGACCACUCCCCGUCCACACCUCGACCCAACCUGCACCGAGGAAGCCACGCUCUACCUCAACGCUACUCUCUACCGUCCGAAAGAUGCAGACCCCCCGUGCCAGUUCAGAUAUUAUCAAGGCUUCGAGUUCCUGAUGCGAGAACUUGGCGGGAAGCCACAUUGGGCGAAGAACUUCGAGUGCACGAGCCACGAUAUCGAAGAGAUGUAUGGCGAGCGUUUGCAGGAGUGGAGGAAGAUCCGGGCUAAUGCGGAUCCUGAAGGUAUGUUUGUGGGCGAGUGGCAUCGACGAUUUAUCAUGGGCGAUGGGCCGAGGUUGGCAUUAGAGGAGUGUGAAGUUCGUAGAGAGAAGUUGGCGAAGGGGGGUGUGAUGGUCACGGGAAAGAUUUUUGACAUUGAGGAUAGUGAGAAGGAGUUGAGCGGGAACAGUAGCGAGGGGAGUUUUGACCAUUUGAGAGCGAGCGAUGUCACGAUUAUAGCGGAUUAG
This is a messenger RNA of Drepanopeziza brunnea f. sp. 'multigermtubi' MB_m1, 1641 nucleotides long. RefSeq lists its product as uncharacterized. The record is from RefSeq and is a predicted model, not a curated record. NCBI's taxonomy places the organism in Eukaryota, Fungi, Ascomycota, Leotiomycetes, Helotiales, Drepanopezizaceae. Gene Ontology annotation, molecular function: FAD binding; D-arabinono-1,4-lactone oxidase activity. Gene Ontology annotation, cellular component: mitochondrion; membrane.